AUGUUGGGAACAUUGACUAAGGUGGCCACGGUAGCAUGUGCAAGGAUUGGUCUAAGGAUUGGCCAGGCAAACGGGGUUCAUGGCGGAAGCUACCUGGGUAAUUUCGCCCAGCUUCCCAUCCAUGCCCGCUCCUUGCACGCAUCCUCGUCGCUUUGGGAUGAUAAGGACAAGUCGAGCGAUGAGUGCGAGCCGAAGAAGGACGAAUGUGAGGUUAAGGAGAAGGACGAGUGUGAGGUUAAGGCGAAGGAUGAAUGUGAGGAUGAGAAGCCGGGCGGCGGAGGCAAAGUUCUGGAGAGCAAGGGUCGCAAGGGAGUCAUCCAUGCUGUCAUCGGACCCGUCAUCGAUGUGUACUUCGAGGAGGAGGUCCCUGAGGUGCUCAAUGCCCUCAAGGUUCAGGAUGCUCCCAUUGACAACCUGGUGCUGGAGGUCUUCCACCACCUGGGCAACAAUAUCGUCCGCUGCGUGGCCAUGGACUCCACCGAAGGCCUCCGACGUGGUCAACCGGUCAUCGACACCGGCUAUCCCAUCCGUGUGGCGGUGGGCAAGUCGGUCCUGGGGCGCAUCCUCAACGUGGUGGGCGAUCCCAUCGACGAUCGCGGGGAGAUUAAGUCCGAUUACUACUCCUUUAUCCACAACGAGGCACCCGAGCUCACCGAUCUGAGCGUGAAGCCCGAGAUCCUCGUGACUGGGAUCAAGGUGAUCGAUCUUCUAGCUCCCUACGUGAAGGGCGGCAAGAUUGGUUUGUUCGGAGGCGCCGGCGUGGGCAAGACGGUGCUGAUCAUGGAGCUGAUCAACAACAUAGCCAAGUCCCAUGGCGGCUACUCGGUGUUCGUGGGCGCAGGAGAGCGGACACGCGAGGGGAAUGACUUGUACCACGAAAUGAUCGAGUCGAAGGUGAUUUCCACGGAGGAUGAUUCCUCGAAGGUGGUGCUGGUCUUUGGCCAGAUGAACGAGCCACCGGGCGCUCGAUCCCGCGUGGUCCUCACCGGACUGACCAUCGCCGAGUAUUUCCGCGAUGUGGAUGGCCAGGAUGUGCUGCUCUUCAUCGAUAACAUCUUCCGUUUCACCCAGGCGGGAUCGGAGGUGUCUGCCCUGCUGGGACGCAUUCCCUCGGCGGUGGGUUAUCAGCCCACUCUGGGCACCGAUAUGGGCACCAUGCAGGAGCGGAUCACCAGCACUCGCAAUGGUUCCAUCACCUCCGUUCAGGCGGUCUAUGUGCCCGCCGAUGAUCUCAGUGACCCGGCUCCGGCGGCCACCUUUUCCCACUUGGAUGCGACCACUGUACUUUCACGUCCCAUCGCCGAGUUGGGUAUUUAUCCGGCCGUGGAUCCCUUGGACUCCUCCUCGCGCAUCCUCGAUCCGGAUGUGGUGGGCGAGGAGCACUACAAUGUGGCGCGAGCGGUUCAGAAGACCUUGCAGGCCUACAAGUCGCUGCAGGACAUCAUCGCCAUUCUGGGCAUGGAUGAACUGUCCGAAGAUGAUAAGCUAACGGUGGCCCGGGCCCGCAAGAUGCAGCGCUUCCUGUCGCAGCCGUUCCAAGUGGCCGAGAUCUUCACCGGUCAUCCGGGCAAGUUGGUGCCGGUGGAGAAGUGUGUGGAGGGCUUUAAGAGGCUGCUAAAUGGGGAGUACGAUGAUAUUCCCGAGAUCGCCUUCUACAUGGUCGGCGAUGCGGAGGAGGUGCUGGCCAAGGCCACCCAGCUGGCCGCCACCAUGUCGGGCGAUGCUCCUCCUCCACCGAAGGCCGAGGGCGGCAAGGAGAAGGAAAAGGAAAAGGAGGGUGAGUCCAAGAAGGAUGAAAAGGAGAAAAAGGAGGCCAAGCCGGAGGAGGCCAAGAAGGAGGAACCGCCCAAGGGGGAAGGGUCAAAGGAUGAUAAGUCAAAGGAUGACAAGUCGAAGGAUGAGGAAAAGAAGGACAAAUAAAUUCGAAUGGUGAUU
This is a messenger RNA of Drosophila takahashii, 1935 nucleotides long. RefSeq names its product ATP synthase, beta subunit-like (gene ATPsynbetaL). Gene Ontology annotation, biological process: proton motive force-driven mitochondrial ATP synthesis; proton transmembrane transport. Gene Ontology annotation, molecular function: ATP hydrolysis activity; ATP binding; proton-transporting ATP synthase activity, rotational mechanism. Lineage: Eukaryota; Metazoa; Arthropoda; Insecta; Diptera; Drosophilidae. The record is from RefSeq and is a predicted model, not a curated record.